UAUCAAGACACAUCCACCCUCUAUCUCGCACCUGAAGACCGCCUGCGGACCAACAGAUCUAACGAACUCUCCUCGCAAUCAUGGCAAAAACAGUCGUCGCAACAGGCACUUCAUCGGGCUUGGGCUUUGAAGCAAUCAAACAGCUGCUUCAGCAGUCGGAGCCAUACAAUUUCAUCUUGGGAGUACGGGACACAGCCAAAGCUCAGGACGAGUACGACCGCCUCGACUUUGACACGAAGCAGCACACGAUUACCAUUUUCCCGCUGGAUCUCCUAUCUCUGCCGAGUGUGCAGUCGUUUGCACAAAACGUCCUUUCUCAGUUGGGUGCGCAGAAGCUCGAUUAUCUGUUCCUCUGCGCUGGCAUGCUCGAUAGCGCCGAUGGCCCUGGACCCAAUGGAUCGCCAUGGUGUUCGGGGUAUGUAGUUAAUCAUCUAGCUCAACAUUAUUUGAUUCAUUUGCUCCGUGACACUCUUUCUGUGUCACAAUCGCGAGUUGUCGUUGUUUCCUCGGGCGCCAUUCGCAAUGUGAGAGGCCAGGAUCCAGCAACACUCGAUGUAGACCUUAAGGCAAAUUCCAAGGCAGGAGUUAGGGCCGUGUACAGUGCCUCAAAGUUCGUUCAAUUACUCGGCGCAUUUUACUGGCGCCGCGAACUUCCCUCGUGCACGAUCAUUGCCGUCUCACCGGGCCUUAUCCCAAGCACCAAAUUGGCCACUGAUAUGGGCUUGUCCAUGGAUAUGCCGGAUGCGAAAAGCAUUCCCGAGGGAGCUCAAAACCUCCUUCGGGCAUUUACUGCGACCGAUAUCCCGUCGGAUCCAGAGCAGCUCUUUUUGACGAGCUGGGGGGAGUGGUGGCCGAAGGAUGUGUAUUCUUUGGCUCUUGACCAGAAGUUGCAGAGAAAAUGGUGUUUGACUAAAGAAGAGAUUGAACAGGCUGAGGGAUUGGCGUGAGUGGAAUCUGAGGCGCAUUAUGAUUCCUUGAAUGCGAUGGGAGUAUUAUAGACGAAAGCUGGCAAUAGUUAUGGAUUCC
Molecule: messenger RNA, 1026 nt
Organism: Aspergillus caelatus
Lineage: Eukaryota; Fungi; Ascomycota; Eurotiomycetes; Eurotiales; Aspergillaceae
Exons: 5
Coding region: 81-947 (288 amino acids)
Source: RefSeq, a predicted model, not a curated record